AGGCCCGGGAUCCCGCCGGGGGGAGCUGGCUGGCUAGGCGUCCCCCCCUGCCGCCUGCCUCGCCCCCUCCUCGGGCCGCUGGGCGCGCUGCGGGCCGGGCCCCGAGAUGAUGCAGCAGCCGCCCGACGAGUCCAACUCGCCAGUCUCGCCCGCCGACGACAGCCUGAGCAACAGCGAGGAGGAGCCCGACCGGCAGCAGCAACAGCUCCAGGGCGCCGGUAAGCGCGGCGGGCGCAAGAGGCGAUCGAGUCGCAGGAGCGCGGCCGGCGGAGGCGCGGGCGCGGGGCUAGGCUCGGCCGACGAGCCGUGCAGCCCGGCGCAGGGCAAGCGAGGCAAGAAGUCGGGCGGCGGCAGCGGCGGGGGCGGCGGAGGAGGCGGCGGCGGGAGCAGCAGCGGCGGCGGGAGCCCGCAGUCCUACGAGGAGCUCCAGACGCAGCGGGUGAUGGCCAACGUGCGCGAGCGGCAGCGCACCCAGUCGCUGAACGAGGCCUUCGCGGCGCUGCGCAAGAUCAUCCCCACGCUGCCCUCGGACAAGCUGAGCAAGAUCCAGACGCUCAAGCUGGCCGCCCGCUACAUCGACUUCCUCUACCAGGUCCUGCAGAGCGACGAGCUGGACUCCAAGAUGGCCAGCUGCAGCUACGUCGCCCACGAGCGCCUCAGCUACGCCUUCUCGGUUUGGCGCAUGGAGGGCGCCUGGUCCAUGUCCGCCUCCCACUAGCGCCCCGCUCCGCUCCGCCCGCCCCGGCCGA
Heteronotia binoei (common prickly gecko) is the source of this 749-nucleotide messenger RNA. RefSeq names its product twist family bHLH transcription factor 1 (gene TWIST1). Gene Ontology annotation, molecular function: protein dimerization activity; RNA polymerase II transcription regulatory region sequence-specific DNA binding; DNA-binding transcription factor activity, RNA polymerase II-specific. Bases 107 to 718 code for a protein of 203 amino acids. The transcript has a single exon. NCBI's taxonomy places the organism in Eukaryota, Metazoa, Chordata, Lepidosauria, Squamata, Gekkonidae. The record is from RefSeq and is a predicted model, not a curated record. Gene Ontology annotation, biological process: regulation of transcription by RNA polymerase II; developmental process.